Molecule: messenger RNA, 921 nt
Organism: Exophiala oligosperma
Lineage: Eukaryota; Fungi; Ascomycota; Eurotiomycetes; Chaetothyriales; Herpotrichiellaceae
Exons: 2
Coding region: 1-921 (306 amino acids)
Molecular function (GO): catalytic activity
Source: RefSeq, a predicted model, not a curated record
AUGACCAUUACGAUGACAUCUAAUGACCGCCCUCGCGCAACCCAAAAGCUUCGAGAACUACUCGCAAGACCCGACGCAAUUGUGGUCGCCCCUGGGGUGUACGAUGGCAUAUCAGCUCGAAUCGCCCUCGAUAUGGGGUUCGACACCCUCUACAUGACCGGAGCGGGAACGUCCAUGUCGCGGCUGGGCUGGGCCGAUCUAGGUCUUGCGACUCAACAUGACAUGGUCGAACAGGCUGAAAUGCUGGCAAACAUCGAUCCGACGACGCCCGUGAUCGCGGAUGCGGAUACUGGCUACGGCGGGCCUGUUUCCAUUGCACGUACGGUUGCAAAGUACGCGCGCGCCGGCGUCGCGGCAUUGCAUAUUGAAGAUCAAGUCCAGGAGAAACGAUGUGGCCAUUUACUCGGGAAAGAAAUUGUUUCUCAAGAGGUCUUUUACAGUCGAAUCCAAGCAGCGGUCAAUGCGCGAGCAGAUCUAGGCUUGGACAUCUUGAUCAUCGCCAGGACGGACGCCAGGCAGAGCCUUGGAUUUGACGAAGCAUGUACGCGUCUAUCCCGGGCUGCGGAGGUUGGCGCCGAUAUUGUCUUCCUUGAGGCGAUGACGUCCAGGGAAGAGAUGGCAGAUUUUGUCCGACGAAUGGGAGCCACUCCUUGUCUGCUAAACAUGGUGUCAAAAGGCGUCACACCGGUCAUAUCGGUAGACGAGGCAGCCGAUCUGGGAUUCAAAGUCAUCAUCUUCCCCAUCACAGGAUUCGGUGGAGCAAUCCAAGGCAUCCGAGACUCGUUUGCAGUGUUGAAGAAGAGCGGCUGCGAGCCCAAAGCUCUAGUGGGCGUCGAAGAAGCUUUCGAAUUAUGCGGCUUGAUUCAAUGUAUAGAGUUGGACAGAAAAGCCGGCGGCAAGGCUCUUGCUGGCCUUAGAUAG